AUGAUGGACGCAAAUAUCAACCACGUCUCCGACCCGGCAGCGGAUACUGCCCUAGACCCCAUCGCCUUAGCAGCCCGUGGAAAUGAAAUCUCAGGACUAGACAUAUUCCAAGCCACGACAGAAGACAUCUCAAUCACCAGAGCUCAAACUCUUCUUGCUGAAAUGAACGCCGACGUGCCCCACGGCGGCACCGACAUGACCUACGGAGACAAAGAAUCACAACACCUCCGCUUCUGGAAGUCCGAGACUCCCAAAGCCCCAAUCAUCAUAUACGUCCACGGCGGAAGCUGGCGAUCCGGAACAAACCUAGACUCAAUCGGCUCACUCAAAGUGACCCAUCUCGUCUCUCUUGGCUAUUCUUUCGCUUCAGUCAGCUUCUCACUUGUGCCCUCCGUCACCGUCAAAGAACAGGUACAAGAGGUAGCCGAGUCAGUAGCCUACCUUUCUCGAAACGCCAAUAGCCUUAAUAUCGAUCCCGACCGCGUCAUCCUGAUGGGCCACAGCUCUGGCGCACACGUCGUCACUUUACUAGGCACUGAUUCGAACUACCUGGCGAGUGUGAAUAUCAGCAUUCACACGGUGCGUGCAGUGAUUGCAAUCGAUGGCUCAAACUACAAUGCCCCCGCCGAGAUCAGCGAUAGUCCUGGACCGGUGUCUGAAAACCUGAUUGGUGCACUCGGGUCUGAUCCAAGACGACUGGCGGACAUGUCGCCUUCACAUCAUGCUCGUGCACCUAAUGCGGGUGCGUUCUUACUUCUCCACGUUCAGCGGAGGGGUGAUAUUCGUCAAGCGGUUGAGCUGGAUCUGGUUCUGAAGGCAUCAGGUACUGAUUCCGAGCUUCAUGUAUUUGAGGGAGAGUGGUUUGAGGGCCAUGUGCAAAUGCUUCUUCGAAUUGGGGAUCCUGAGUAUCCUGCCACUUUGGUAAUGGAUAAGUGGCUGGAAAAGCAUGUUCCGGUCACUUGGAAGUGA
Messenger RNA from Penicillium olsonii, 969 nucleotides. Lineage: Eukaryota; Fungi; Ascomycota; Eurotiomycetes; Eurotiales; Aspergillaceae. The record is from the annotation of a GenBank genome assembly.